AUGUUUCAAAGCAUCAUUAAAAAUGUGUGGACCCCCAUGAAGCCGUACUACACCCAAGUGUACCAGGAGAUCUGGGUAGGAAUGGGCUUGAUGGGCUUCAUCGUGUACAAGAUCAGGAGCGCUGAUAAAAGAAGUAAAGCUUUGAAAGCUUCGAGCCCUGCCCCUGCCCACGGUCACCACUAA
Messenger RNA from Chrysochloris asiatica (Cape golden mole), 183 nucleotides. RefSeq names its product chromosome unknown open reading frame, human C14orf2 (gene ATP5MJ). Lineage: Eukaryota; Metazoa; Chordata; Mammalia; Afrosoricida; Chrysochloridae. Gene Ontology annotation, cellular component: mitochondrion. Bases 1 to 183 code for a protein of 60 amino acids. The record is from RefSeq and is a predicted model, not a curated record. The transcript is spliced from 3 exons.